Messenger RNA from Malassezia pachydermatis, 1038 nucleotides. RefSeq names its product molecular chaperone. The transcript has 2 exons. Gene Ontology annotation, cellular component: nucleus; cytoplasm. Gene Ontology annotation, molecular function: protein folding chaperone; protein-folding chaperone binding. Bases 1 to 1038 code for a protein of 345 amino acids. NCBI's taxonomy places the organism in Eukaryota, Fungi, Basidiomycota, Malasseziomycetes, Malasseziales, Malasseziaceae. The record is from RefSeq and is a predicted model, not a curated record.
AUGGCCGUGCCGAACGAUUGGUACGCCAUCUUGGAGGUAGCCCCUUCGGCUACCACGUCGGAAAUUCGUACAGCGUAUCGCAAGCAAGCUCUUCGAUCGCACCCUGAUCGCGCUACCGGCAACAAGGAGGAAGCAACGGCGCAGUUUAAGUUGGUGGCAGAAGCCUACGAGGUGCUGAGUGAUGACCGUCGGAGAUGGGAAUACGACCGAUUUGAAUACCCGCUCGUGAAUGGCGAAAUGCCUGAAACGUAUGAGCAAGCAACGAUGGCGCCGAAUGGCCAUUCGUUUGUAUGGGAAAGCAGCUUUGACUCGGCGCGUCGCGCGCAGGGCCGGCAUGGUGAUGGGUUUGGACGUCAUAUGUUUGACCCAUUUGAGCUGUUUAACUCGAUGUUCGCGCGCGACUUUCACGAGAUGGAGGCCAAUUCUCAAAUCGACAACCCGUUGGCAGGCUUGCAUCCGUGGGCGAAUGUCGGUCGUCCUACCUCCUUUGCCGCGCCACCAUCGCAUAUGAAUGGUCAUGCUCACCGGUCGGCAUCGCAGCACCAGCACGGCUCAGAAUUCGGUAUGAGCCAAGCUGGUAUGAGUCCCUUUGCGAUGAUGGCAGGCUUCCCAUCGAUGCACACGAGCAUGCCCGGCAACCAAUCCACGUAUACGACAAGUUCCUCCUCUUUCUCCUUCCAAGGUGGGAACAACAGCACGUCGGAAAGUCGUCGUACGACUGUUGUCAACGGUCGUCGCGAGACAAUUAUCACCAAGCGCGACGCGCAAGGCAACGAAACGGUGCGUCGGAUCACGCCUGAAGGAGAGACGGUGCAUGUGAAUGGUCAGUUGCAAUCCACGAUUGAGGCGCCUCAUGGCCAUACGGCCCUUGAAAGUGCGCCUGACGCCGGUACGGCCGCGACCCCCAGCAACGGCGCUGCGCCUACGACGUCGUCUGUACCGCCGGGGCCACCGCCUCGUGACUUCCCAACCAAGGAGGAGGCCAGUCGUACGGACACACCACCGCCGACGCGCCGGAAAAAGUGGAAAAUCUUCUAA